AUGCGGUCGUCAUUUGGCGAUGGCAACGCCAGCGUGUUUGCUGGACCAACCAAGAAAAUGGCAUUUGCAAAGUCUCACAUCGAGAUUCAUCUCCACAAUCACUUCCGGUCCAUGGUUUACAACACAGGAUCUCCAAUCCAAGGCGAGGUGGUGAUCAAAACGCAGCGGGAUACUAGGUUCGACACCGUACAGAUACUCCUUCUUGGGAUGACCAGGACAAAGUUUGAGGACGUUGGCUCAACGCACGUUAUGACAAACACCCUCCUCAGGCUGGAGAUGCCCGUCCCAGAGUCAAGCUACCCCACGCCAAGGAUCUUGGAGGCUGGUCACACCUAUAACAUUCCAUUCAACUUUGUUGUUCCCAGCCACCUCACGCUGAACGCCUGCGAGCACAAGGUAGAAGACAACUAUGUGCGAGAACAUCACCUGGCUUUGCCUCCGACAAUGGGUUUCUGGGAGAGGGACGACCUUUCUCCAGAUAUGGCCCAGGUCGAGUACUUGAUCAAGGCUAGGGUGCUGCGACAUGCUGAUGUCGAUGAUAACAUCAGGGCCCUGGUGGCCAGGGAGCAGAUCAGGGUCUUGCCGACUUUUCUGGAGCAGCCUCCGUUGAACGCUGAGCAUCUGGCCAAUUUUUACCGCCUCUCAAAGUCGAAGACUCUUCGCAAGAACCUACUGUCGCACAAGAUCGGCAGUAUCACAGCCUCGGCAAAACAGCCCAAUGCCGUAUUCCUUUACCCCGAUGCGCUAGGAACGACAGAGACGGUGGUCAACGUCAAGUUGGCAUUUGAGCCUGCAACAGCCGAUACUAUUCCACCUCAAGUCACCGGGAUUUCGGGCAAGAUCCUAGCGCACACAUUCUACAGCUCCGGGGCCAUGACUAACCUGCCAGAUCGCAUCCCCGAGCUUUCGAGGAGGUUCCUGACCAACCGGCAGCUUAGCUACACGGCCACUGUGCCGCUCUUCUCCGACCGUACACAGUCCAAGACGUCUUGGACCGCGCAACUGAGAAACACAGAGAGGCGAGACUCGGGCUACUCAUCCUCCGACCUGCAUGACUCCAAAGCGCAGGAGAGGUGUGCGUCCCCAAUUUACCACUUGUGCGAGGUACCCGUUCCCAUCCGGCUGCCCAGCGUGGGGAGCGCCAGGGGCGGCGGCAAGACCUUUAUCCCUUCAUUUGCGAGCUGCAUCACCUCGCGCACCUACUCUCUCCAGAUCUCCCUCACCGUCGGCGGUGCCAACUCAGGGUCGACGACACUGACCUUGUCGCUCCCGCUGCAGAUAGCGGCCAUUGCUGGAGUCGAGUCUCCGAGGCCCGAGUUGCUACCGGACUUUGAGACGGCCAUGGAGGAUGCAGAGGUUGAGUCGAUGUUGAUGCCGCGAGCGAUAACGUUUUCAGAUCUGAGGUACUCUGGAAACAGCGAGCUUCCCGGAUAUGCUUGA
Pyricularia grisea is the source of this 1440-nucleotide messenger RNA. RefSeq lists its product as uncharacterized. Bases 1 to 1440 code for a protein of 479 amino acids. Lineage: Eukaryota; Fungi; Ascomycota; Sordariomycetes; Magnaporthales; Pyriculariaceae. The record is from RefSeq and is a predicted model, not a curated record. The transcript has a single exon.